Molecule: messenger RNA, 1714 nt
Organism: Cornus florida
Lineage: Eukaryota; Viridiplantae; Streptophyta; Magnoliopsida; Cornales; Cornaceae
Product: peroxisome biogenesis protein 12
Exons: 10
Coding region: 116-1297 (393 amino acids)
Biological process (GO): protein import into peroxisome matrix; protein monoubiquitination
Cellular component (GO): peroxisomal importomer complex; peroxisomal membrane
Molecular function (GO): zinc ion binding; protein binding; ubiquitin-protein transferase activity
Source: RefSeq, a predicted model, not a curated record
CAACUCUUAUCACAUUUCCAAUAUAGAAUCGGUGAAGGUGAGAGAGAAAUUAUACAAUUUUGAUAUAUAUAUAUAUAUAUAUCAAGAGUGACAGAGAAAGAGAGGAGAGAGAAAGAUGUUGUUUCAGGUGGGAGGGCAAGGGACUCGUCCCACCUUCUUCGAGAUGGCCGCAGCUCAGCAGCUCCCUUCCAGUCUGAGAUCUGCCCUAGCCUACUCUCUCGGUGUAUUGGCUUUACGUAGACCAGUCCUCCAUAGGGUUUUAGACUAUGAAGAUGAGUUCUUCGCUUUGCUGAUGCUAAUUCUUGAGACCCAUAGCUUACGAACCACAGAUGCUUCUUUUUCUGAGUCUUUAUAUGGCUUGCGAAGGAGAGCAGUUAAGAUAAGAGUGAAGAUGGAUAGUACUCGUCCGGACUUAGGUGAUAGAAUCCAUCACUCAGGGUUAGAGAAGCACCAAAAAGUUCUCUCUGUUGUGUUCAUGGUUGUGCUGCCGUACUUUAGGUCGAAAUUGCAUUCAAUCUUUAACAGAGAAAGGGAAGCUACUCUUCAAGCAAGUUUAUGGGGACAUGAUGAUGAAAGAUUUGAUGAUGCUGAUUAUCUUGGUGGAGCUGGUAAUUCUUUUGUUUCAACAGGUGGAUCAGAUGUAGCUUCAUCAUCUUCAUCACACUUGAUGAAGAGGAUUCAGAAGAUUAUAGGUGCUUGCUACCCAUGGAUACAUGCUGGAAAUGAAGGAUUAUCAUUUGCUUAUCAGCUUUUAUAUCUCUUGGAUGCUACUGGGUUCUAUUCCCUAGGAUUACAUGCACUUGGUAUUCAUGUUUGUCGAGCUACAGGGCAGGAGCUGAUGGAUACUUCUUCGAGAAUUUCAAAGGUAAGAAGCCGUGAACGUGAGAGACUCCGUGGCCCUCCUUGGUUGAAGGCAUUACAGGGAGCAUUGCUGAGCUGUACAUAUACAGUUCUUGACUAUGCACAAACUGGUCUCAUUGCUGCAGUAUUCUUCUUUAAGAUGAUGGAAUGGUGGUACCAAUCUGCUGAGGAGAGAAUGUCAGCUCCAACUGUGUACCCCCCACCUCCUCCUCCUCCACCUCCAAAGGUAGCCAAAGAGGGGAUUCCACUUUCACCUGAUAGAACAAUAUGCCCUUUGUGCUCACAAAAGCGUGCUAAUCCUUCAGUAGUUGCAGUUUCAGGGUUUGUCUUCUGUUACGCCUGCAUAUUCAAGUAUAUUUCUCAGUAUAAGCGCUGCCCGAUCACAUUGAUGCCUGCAACAACGGACCAGAUAAGGAGGCUCUUUCACGACAUGUAGAGAUCCUGUCAGGAAAAUAUUGGGGUUACAUUUUCGUCCACCCUUCACAAAGAAUGCAAAAAUUAAGCUUAACUUGAUAAAGAUCUGGGAUUCAAGUGGAGGCAUUGCUUACUAAAGUGAAUAACAUUUGCAAUAUUGUUGCUGUAGUAUUAUUCCCCACACGUUGAUCUUUCAUAUUUCUUGUCUUCUUCCAAGUAGAAUCAGAUGUAGAAUGGUUCGAUUCCUUCAGAAUAAAAGGUUUGUACGAGGCAGAUUACUGACAGUGCAAAUGAUCAUUCGAACGGUGUAUUACCUCGUCGUGUAAAAACAAUCUUUCAAUUUAUUUGUUCACAUCUCCAACUGUUUCAAAUCUUGUAGAACUAUAACCACACCUUCUAUUUGUGGACUUUUAAUUGCAUGCCACAUUUUUCUUUGUUC